UUCUCCCAGUCAACCAGGGGCCUUACGCCAUAUUGUUCUCAUGUUCAGGAUUAAUUCAGAUCUGGCGGAAUGAGGAAAAGCGGCCACAUUAAGUACUUGGAUUCAUCUGUUGUGGUCAUACAGUGUAGGAGGAAGGGUGGGUCUUUAAGAAGUGGGUAGUCAGAGGUGAAAACUCGAUAGGGGUAAACGAGAAGUCGUUCCCUGACACACUUGGACGGGUUCUUCUGCAGUGGGUUGCAAGGACCCACUGCGUCAGGGAAACUCCAACUCCCACUUUCCACCCAAGUAGUGUGGCAGCGUGUGCACUAUGUGGCCUGAGAGCAUGGCGGCAUAGUCUCUUAAAACAGACAAAUCCCAAGUCUCAUCAGAGAAUGGAGUGUUGCAAAGUGCACAGGGUGAACGUGACAGUUCACGGGCCACCCCUCACUCACACACUAAUAAGCUCCCAUGACGCAGUGCCACAUUGACACAACGCUGUGACCAGUAGAGGGUCAAAAUGAACUUCUACAAUUCAUUAGCACCAUAUUGAGAGAGGUGAGGGAAGGAGAGUAAGGGAGGGAGGGAGGGAAGGAGAGGAGGAGGAGGAUGAAGUUUCUUCCAGCUGUUUUUGUAAUAGACUAAGAGUUGUAAGAGUUGUGGAGAGAGAGGGAAACAGUGAGCGAGCAAGAAGGGGUAGGCGAAACGAAUCAUCUUACACACUGAGUAUUAAGGAAACUACGAGGAGAGAAAAGGAGGGAUGGGGAGACUUGGAUAGCAACAGCAGUAAAGAGCAAGAGAAAUUUGACCAACAGUGGAAUGAGCAUUAGGAUGGAACAGCCCUGCUAACAGAAGAGGAGAGAAAGACAUACCCAAAAAUGUCGACGCUCCCUAGAGAACCCCAUGAGGACUCCAGGAUGCAGAGCUUCUGGAUGCCAGGGAACUAUGAGCGAACCGUCCGACGCACUGACCAGUCCUUCCAUGCAUGUAAAGAUAUCAUGGCCUGUUUCAAUGAGAGGGCCAAAGUAGAAAAGCAGUAUGCCCAGCAGCUCAGUGAGUGGGGCAGCAAGUGGAAGGCCAUAGUAGACGCCCGGCCGCUCUAUGGCUCCCUCAUGAGAGCGUGGCAGUGUUUCUUCUCCUCCGCUGAGCGUCUAUCCAUUCUCCAUUCCUCUAUCUCUCAGUCCCUCGUUACAGAGGAGGGGGACAGAGUAAAGAGCUGGCAGAAGGAUACCUUCCCUAAGAAGAUAUUCUGUGGAUUCCGUGAGACCCACGAAAACGAGACAGGGUUUGCACGCGCUCAGAAACCCUGGGCCAAGAGGCUGGGAAAGCUGGAGAAAGCCCGUGGUGCAUACCAUAAGGCUUGCCAUAAGGAACAGAUAGCCAUAGACAGAGAGACGCAGGCCAAGGAGAACACAGAGCUGAGUCCUGAGAAACUGAAAAAGAUUCAAGACGCUCGAGAGAAGGCCAGUGAGGAGAAAGACAAAGUCCGCGAGAAAUAUGAGAAGGUGUUGGAGGAUGUAACGUCCUACGCGCCUCGCUACAUGGAGGAAAUGGAGGCCAUUUUUGACCAAUCUCAGGAGGAGGAGAGGAAGAGGAUCAGCUUCCUCAAACAGGCCUUCCUGUCCAUCCACAGACACCUGGACAUCACCAACAAUGAAAGUGUGAAGACCGUGUACAGUGAGCUCCACCACACUCUCACGUCCAUCAGUGAGGCGGACGAUCUAAAGUGGUGGAAGAACAACCACGGCCCAGGCAUGCCCACUGACUGGCCAACGAUUGAGGAAUGGAUCCCACCUGUAAAGAAGCCGAAAAAUAAAAAAAGAGACAAGAAAGGCCAGAAGGAUAAACCUGUGAUGAUUGGAGGAGUGAAGGUGCGAGCUCUGUAUAAUUAUGUGGGAGAGGAAAGUGAUGAGCUGUCCUUUAAAGCAGGUGAGGUGUUCCUGAAGGUUGAGGAGGAGGACGACCAGGGGUGGUGCAGGGGGAUGCUGGACGGAGGGAAGGACGGCUUCUACCCUGCCAAUUAUGUGGAAGUUGUUGUGCAGUGAUGUCAUCCUACCACUCUCAAAACUCUCAAGCAUUAUGUCAGCAACUUUUUUUAUGAAAUGUGCAUGUCUUCAUGGGAAAACCCACUUUGGUGCAAAAUUACUUUGAAUUUUGAUUUGACUCUGAAAUUAGAAGGGGGAAAAAAUUAUUAGCGUAAAAGAUUGACGCUCACAAUGUUAUAAUCAUCAAGCUGAAAUGUGUAAUGUUACCAAUACCUUAAAGAGAGACAUAUAAUUCCCUUAAUUAUUUUACAAUCUAACCUAAAUGGUUUGAGCUCAACAUAAAUUAACUUCCAUCACAUGCUAUUUCUACUUUUGCAGGUGGUUGUGGGCAGGGACACAUUUGGCUGCCUCUGUCACUACUUUAAAAUUAUUUAAUUAGCAGUAUUAGUAUUUACCCUUGACCAGGAAAGACCACAGGUUUACAGUGAUUUGUGUAUGCUGAUAUUAAAAUCUGAAAGCUGUAUGAUAAUGCACAUUAUAGAUUGAAGGACAUACAUAAUUCUUAGUAAAUUAAGUUCUACAACUGGCAUCGGGUUGUAUUAGAAAAAUAAAAGUCCUAAUUCUUUACUAAG
Salvelinus fontinalis (brook trout) is the source of this 2593-nucleotide messenger RNA. RefSeq names its product protein kinase C and casein kinase substrate in neurons protein 2-like. Gene Ontology annotation, molecular function: phospholipid binding; protein binding. The record is from RefSeq and is a predicted model, not a curated record. Lineage: Eukaryota; Metazoa; Chordata; Actinopteri; Salmoniformes; Salmonidae. The transcript is spliced from 10 exons. Gene Ontology annotation, biological process: cytoskeleton organization; regulation of endocytosis; plasma membrane tubulation. Bases 855 to 2021 code for a protein of 388 amino acids. Gene Ontology annotation, cellular component: plasma membrane; cytoplasm; endosome.